UUAACGUCCAAUAAGAAAGCCACUUCACACUACUCACAACUGUUGUCUAACAACAAUGAGAAAAAGGUAGAAAUUUAAACUGUGCUAUUCAAGCUGCUUCAAAAAAGGUUUAUGAUUUGUCCACAAUCACACCUGAAUGCAGGUACCUCAAAGAGUAUUAGCUCUUAAAACUGUGUGCGCAGGUGUGCAGAGUCUUCAAAGACCUGUGAGGACUUGGCGACUCCGGAAAGUGUGCAGAUCCUCUCCUGGCUCUUCAUGCUUUGUACUUCAAUCUCCACCUGUAUCUGUGUCUACUUUUUCCAGGGAAUUCUGUCAUUUUCCCCUGGUUUUCCAUAAACACAUCCUCUUCCGAAACCACCCUCCCCUGGUUUCCCCGCAUCAGUGUUUCUCUGACGAGCCAGAUAUGGCGGAACAGAGGUUCCUUGUGGAAUAUGCCAAGCGCGGCACAGCAGGGUGUAAGAAGUGCAAGGACAAAAUUGCAAAGGGCAUAGUGCGCAUAGGGAAGGUUGUGCCCAACCCGUUCAGCGAAUCUGCAGGAGAGAUGAAAGAGUGGUAUCACGUGAAAUGUAUUUUUGAGAAGCUAGAAAGGGCCCGAGCCACCACGAAGAAAAUCGAGGACAUCACAGAUUUGGAAGGAUGGGAGGAACUACAGGAUGAAGACAAGGAGCUCGUUAAUAAACAUGUUUCAGCCCUGAUGGCCAAAGUCAAUGCAAGUCCAAAGAAGAAAGUACAAGCCAAGUUAAACACUGGCCAACUGAUGGCUCCCCCUGCUGACCCGUCUGUCAACGCACCGCGCAAGUUUUCAGGCUUCACAGCGGCGAAGGCUGGCUCUUCCAGCGGUGCAGGACCAUCGUCGUCUUCCUCUUCCCCCGCCAAAGCCAGUCAAGGUAGCCCGCUGUCCAUCCAGAUGUGCGACCCCCAGCACAAGGACUGCCUCCUCAGAGAGUUCCGAAAGCUCUGCGCCAUGGUGGCAGAAAACAACAGCUACAAUGCCAAGACGCAGAUCAUUGAGAAGUUUCUGAGGAAAGGCUCUGGUGGAGAUAAGUUCCAUGGAGACCUUUACCUUACGGUGAAACUGCUGCUGCCGGGCGUCAUAAAAAGCGUCUACAACCUGAACGACAAGCAGAUCGUAAAACUCUUCAGCCGCAUAUUCAGAGCCAACCAGGACGACAUGGUGCGCGAUCUGGAGCAGGGCGACGUAUCUGAGACGGUGAGGAUGUUCUUCGACGAUAGUAAAUCGUUCCCUCCGGCUGCCAAGAGCCUGCUAACCAUCCAGGAAGUGGACGCCUCCCUGACCCGCCUCGCCCAGCUGACCAAGGAGGACGAGCAGCAGACCGAGCUGGAGGCCAUUGCCAAAAAAUGCACCAGUAACGACCUGAAAUGCAUCAUUCGACUAAUUAAACAUGACUUGAAGAUGAACUCUGGAGCAAAACAUGUUUUGGAUGCCGUGGAUCCAAACGCAUACGACGCCUUCAAGGCCUCUCGUAAUCUGGGCGACGUGAUCGAGCGUGUUUUGAGGAAUCAGCAGGAGGCGUCCAACGGUUCGGGACAGAGGAAACUCCUCACUGUGGAGGCUUCGCUCAUGACCCCGGUCCAGCCCAUGUUGGCGGAGGCGUGUAAAUCCAUCGAGUACGCCAUGAAGAAAUGCCCCAACGGCAUGUACUCGGAGAUCAAGUACGAUGGCGAGCGCGUGCAGGUCCAUAAGAACGGAGACGUCUUCAGCUACUUCAGCCGCAGCCUCAAACCUGUGCUGCCGCACAAAGUGGCUCAUUUCAAAGAAUACAUCCCUCAGGCUUUUCCUGGCGGUCACAGUAUGAUACUGGAUGCUGAAGUCCUGCUCAUCGACACAAACACCAGUAAACCCCUGCCCUUUGGGACCUUAGGCGUCCACAAGAAAGCAGCAUUUCAGGAUGCCAAAGUGUGCCUGUUUGUUUUCGACUGCAUCUUCUUCAACGGUGUGAGUCUCAUGGAGAGGCCUCUGCGCGAACGCAGGAAGUUCCUGGACGACAACAUGGUGGAAGUGCCAAACAGGAUCCUGUUCUCUGAGAUGAAACACGUCACAAGAGCGGGAGAUUUGGCUGAAAUGAUAACGCGCGUCAUCAGAGAAGGACUUGAAGGCCUCGUGCUAAAAGAUGUUAAGGGAACCUAUGAACCUGGAAAACGCCACUGGCUGAAGGUGAAGAAAGACUAUUUGAACGAGGGAGCGAUGGCGGACACGGCUGACCUGGUGGUGCUCGGGGCUUUCUACGGAAAAGGCUCCAACGGGGGCAUCAUGUCCAGCUUCCUCAUGGGCUGUUACGACCCAGACUCAAAGAAGUGGUGCACGGUCACCAAGUGCUCCGGAGGCUACGAUGACGCCAUGUUGGCCCGACUCCAGAAGGAGCUGGACAUGAUCAAAAUCAGCAAGGACCCGAGCAAAAUCCCAGGAUGGUUUAAAGUCGUCAAGAACUAUUAUCCAGAUUUCCUUAUCCGUGAUCCGCAGCGCGCGCCCGUGUGGGAAAUCACGGGUGCCGAGUUCUCCAAAUCAGAGAUGCACACAGCUGACGGCAUCUCCAUACGCUUCCCGCGCAUGACGCGAGUCCGCGACGACAAGGACUGGAAGAGCGCCACCAACCUGCACCAGCUCAAAGAGCUUUUCCGCAUCUCUAAGGAGAACUGUGACUUUAAAGUGACCGCGGGACCGUCGACAUCCAACGACGACAAAGGUUCGUCGGGAGGCGACAGCAGCGACAGGAAUUCACCGCCACCGCCAACGCCGCCAUCGUUGGCCCACGGAAAAGCUCCUCCCAAGAAACCAGGUAACAGUGUUACACCUAAAGCAAAGGUGGCGGCGAAGUCGCAGCCUCGAUCUCCGGCCCCUGAGCAGCCUGCUGCCAAAAAGGCGAAGAAGAGUGAGAACGUUUACAGUAACGGACAAACAAAGACAACGGCGGCGAAGUCUCGACUGCUGGAGCCGCGAAACGACAAGACUCUGCUCGACAUCUUCAGCGGUGUGAAGCUCUUCCUCCCCGACUCCACGCAGGACUUCGACAAACUGCGGCGAUACUUUGUGGCGUACGACGGCGACCUGGUGCCAGACUACGACGCCGCCUUGGCGACGCACACCAUGGCGGAGCCCGAGGAGAACAGCAGGGCGGAGAGGGUCACGCCCAGCUGGAUCUGGCAGUGCAUCCGCAAGAGACGCAUGGUCCCGCCCUGUUAAUAAACAACAACAAUAAAGACAAACAAAACAACACACUUUUUUAACACUGAGUUUAACUGAACUGGGAGUUAAUCUUUUUAACUUUUUAUUUAUAAUUUCUUGUCCUCAAGUGGUUUUUACAUUUUCUAAACCAGCAACAAAAACUUUAUGUUUUUAGUUGUUUUAAUUAUAGUUUUUGCCAAAUCGAGGUCGAAGCUGCUUCACAAAUUGUCGCAGAAGCGAAAACGCACACACGUAAUAUGCAUCAUUUUUACUGCCAGAGAGACAAGUUCUUUCAUUUUGUGAGGUUUUUACGACAGGAAUAAACAACAUUAAUGAAAUAUCAGGAAAAAUGUCACCUAACGCUGUUGAAUGUACAGUGAAAGUGAUGUUUCGUGUAUUUUUAUAAACACAGCACCAGAGUUAAAGGAAAAGUGCAGUUUUUUUUCUGUUUAACGAGGAACAACUUUAGAGGUUUUCUAUGACUGAUAGUCGCGCUGCAACACUUGAUAGAUGCUUGUUAAAUGUGAAUAUUUAGUGGUUUCUUUGCUCCAUAGAACAAAGAAAUCAUGAAAAGUCAACAUUUUCUCACCAAACAAAUAAAGAAUAUGAUAUUAAAACUGUACUACAGAACACAAGUUUACCAUGGGGCUGUAAAUAACGAUUACUCGAGCUCUUUAAAAUUUGAUGCUCUCAAAUGUCUUCUUCUUUGUCCACUGACCAAAAUCAUUUGUUUGUUACGUGGAGCAAAGAAACCAGAAAACAUUCACAUUUAAGAAGCUGAAAAAUCAGAAAAGUGGUUUUAAUUAUUCGAAAAACAAACACUCGUUGACGGUUAAUUUAGAAAUCGAUUAAUAAUGGUUAUAGUCCUAGUUAAGAGAGGAAUGUGAGGAUGAAUCACAUGUAGUUCUGGGCAGAGUCUGUAGACCGGUUCAUACUAAAAACCGGUGUACAAAAUAAAAAGGACCAUGACGCGGCAAAAACAGUUAACAAAGGGGGACCCUUUUCACUGCUGCACCACCCACACGUAUGCUAAUGACUGAGCUGAAGAAGUCACUGUGGUAGAAAUAGAAAGUGUCGACAGGUUCUGAAACUGAAAUGUUUAAAAACAGGUGAAUUUGUAUGAAAACGAGCAGCUGUGUUUGUUGUUUGUAAGGUUGUUUUUUUGGGGGGGGGUUUGGACAAAACAAUGAUUUACUUUACUGCAAAUGUUGUCGCUGGAGCUAAAGUUGUAACUGGAGGCGGCAAUAAACACUUUUAUUGUGAAA
Messenger RNA from Solea senegalensis (Senegalese sole), 4449 nucleotides. It is a transcript of the gene lig3, whose product is annotated as ligase III, DNA, ATP-dependent. Gene Ontology annotation, cellular component: DNA ligase III-XRCC1 complex. Gene Ontology annotation, biological process: mitochondrial DNA repair; double-strand break repair via alternative nonhomologous end joining; DNA biosynthetic process. The transcript is spliced from 21 exons. Bases 137 to 3202 code for a protein of 1021 amino acids. Lineage: Eukaryota; Metazoa; Chordata; Actinopteri; Pleuronectiformes; Soleidae. The record is from RefSeq and is a predicted model, not a curated record. Gene Ontology annotation, molecular function: DNA binding; DNA ligase (ATP) activity; ATP binding.